This is a messenger RNA of Leptosomus discolor (cuckoo roller), 688 nucleotides long. Lineage: Eukaryota; Metazoa; Chordata; Aves; Leptosomiformes; Leptosomidae. The record is from RefSeq and is a predicted model, not a curated record.
AUGGUAUGCACACCAGCGGAUGGAUGGAAAGAAGCAGCUGAUUUCUACGUAGACCAUCAGUCAAAACCUUUUUAUAAUGAGCUUCUCCAGUUUAUAACAAGUGGUCCCAUUGUUGCUAUGGAAAUCUUAGGCGAUGAUGCGGUUUGUAAGUGGAAAACGUUACUGGGGCCAGCAAACUCUGCAGUGGCUGAGACUGAUGCACCAGACAGCAUUAGAGUGAACUUUGGACAUGAUGGCCUAAGAAAUGCAGCUCAUGGCCCAGAUUCAGUUGCUUCAGCUGCUCAGGAGCUGGAGUUGUUCUUUCCCUCCAGUGGAGGCCGUGGACCAGUCAACAGUGCAAAAUUCACAAACUGUACCUGUUGCAUUAUUAAGCCUCAUGCGGUUAAUGAAGGGCUAUCUGGAAAGAUUAUAAAAGCCAUCAUCAAUGAAGGAUUUCAGAUCUCAGCUUUGCAGAUGUUCAACAUGGAGCGUUCAAAUGUGGAAGAAUUUUAUGAGAUUUACAAAGGUGUCGUUGCUGAAUAUGUGGACAUGGUUACAGAGUUGUGUUCAGGCCCUUGUAUAGCAAUGGAGAUUAUACAGCCCGAGCCUCCAAAAGUGUUCAGAGACUUCUGUGGUCCUUCUGACCCUUUAACGGUGACUUGUGAAAUGAAAACGAAUACCUGCCUGCUUCUAGUGGAAGCAGACGGCU